AUGGCUGACAUUUUAUCGUUGAAAGAGUCAGUUUUGGUCUACUUGGACAGAAGUGGCGGUCUUCAGAAACUGACAGAAGACUGCAAACCUUUCAAUGACCCCCAGCUGAGCGAGGCCGUCUACAGGUUUCGUUUCAGUGUUAAUCCCUCAGAUGUAAUCGAGGUGGAUCCUGUACUGGGUGACUGUGUUUUGCAUGAGCCUCUGCGAGCAACAGUUUUAUUUCAGUCUGUUUGCUUCCUGGCCAUAAAGACACUUUCUCUUAUUGAAAAAAUACAUACAGAAAGUCAGGUAAAUGUAAUUCUGAACUUUACACACCUGCCUCCAUUCCCUGAGUACACGCUGGACCUUUGUCGUUUUCCUCGUGUGUACGGCCCCAUGAGGCCUGUCUCCAUGGAGGGCCUGGUCAUUGCCAUGACAAGGGUUACGAAGUACACCCAGGGGGCGAGGUUCCUCUGUGUCAGUGAUGACUGCCCCUGCUCCAAAGGGUUCCACCACAUCCGAGUCCAUGCACCCGGGGCCACAGAAUCGGCUACCGUGAGAAACCACUUCUGCUGCAUGAUGUGUGGCUCCCAGCUGAAAGAGGAUGUGAAGUUCAGAGUUUUGGGAGAUAAACAGCUGGUGGAACUGAUCCAUGUCAAAGCGCUGGAUGUUUUAAGUGGCCGCCAGCAAAGCUCACUCAGAUACCAAUCUGUCACACUGUUUCUCAGAG
Messenger RNA from Stegastes partitus (bicolor damselfish), 709 nucleotides. Its product is annotated as MCM domain-containing protein 2-like. Lineage: Eukaryota; Metazoa; Chordata; Actinopteri; Pomacentridae. The annotation marks the transcript as partial. The record is from RefSeq and is a predicted model, not a curated record. The transcript has 6 exons.